Rosa chinensis is the source of this 846-nucleotide messenger RNA. RefSeq lists its product as uncharacterized. The record is from RefSeq and is a predicted model, not a curated record. Gene Ontology annotation, molecular function: RNA-DNA hybrid ribonuclease activity; nucleic acid binding. Lineage: Eukaryota; Viridiplantae; Streptophyta; Magnoliopsida; Rosales; Rosaceae. The transcript has a single exon. Bases 1 to 846 code for a protein of 281 amino acids.
AUGUUUAAGUACAAAGGGGGUGCUCGGAGACAUAACACGCCCAUAUGCACCAAUGGCAUAGAAGAUAACGUGCAUGUGUUUCUCAAUUGCACAUAUGCCCAAGAGAUAUGGAGGGCAGCAGCAAUACCACGAGUCCAAGAAGACUUUAUAGAUUUGAAAGACUGGCUGCUCCAGUUGGCGACUACUCUAGAUAAAGAGAAGUUUGCAAAAGUAAUGAUGCUCAUAUGGGGAAUAUGGAAAAAUCGGAACUCUCAGGUGUGGGAAGGCAGCAAGAAGCAUCCUUGCGAUGUAGUAUUGAUGACGUUUGGCUGGUUGAAAGACUUUGCCAAGGCCAACAAAUUGAAUACCCCACAACGUACAAGGAAUCAAGUUCGGGUACCGCCACCGCAACACUGGCUAAAAUGCAAUGUGGAUGGAGCUUUUGUGGCCCAAAAUGGACGAAGCGGAGAUGGGGUCAUCUUUACAGACAAUUAUGGUCAAGUUCGAGCAGCAGCUGUACAACCACUGCAGUUCAUUAUCACACCUUUCCAUGCAGAACUACAAGCUCUAUCUGAGGCACUUCAAAUAGCUACAGGUAUGAACUAUAAUAAGGUCAUCUUUGAAAUAGAUUGUGCCUUAUUAGCAGGAGCAAUGAACCAAGAUGCAGUUGACAUGUCAAUGUGUAGUUUCCUACUGGAUGAGAUGAAAGAAAGGCUGCAGAGUCAUAGGGAGUUCAAAGUAACCUUUGCCCCACGAGAAACAAAUCACAAGCUAGCAAAUAGAGCAUGUAAUAGUCAUAGCCAAACAUGGUUUGGUACUGCUCCCGAAUUUAUAAGGGAUGUCAUCCUAAACGAGUGUACUCGUUGA